Acanthaster planci (crown-of-thorns starfish) is the source of this 6125-nucleotide messenger RNA. RefSeq names its product histone deacetylase 6 (gene hdac6). Gene Ontology annotation, biological process: epigenetic regulation of gene expression. Gene Ontology annotation, molecular function: histone deacetylase activity; zinc ion binding. Lineage: Eukaryota; Metazoa; Echinodermata; Asteroidea; Valvatida; Acanthasteridae. The record is from RefSeq and is a predicted model, not a curated record. Gene Ontology annotation, cellular component: histone deacetylase complex.
UUGGCGGUAAGCGCUAACUUCGGCUUAUCUUCGGCUUCGUGUCCUUUAUCAGGCCUACUUAACGUUGUAACUAUUAAUAAUAGACUUGUAUUUCACAAUAAUCUUGGAGCUGUAUUACAAUGGAACACCAGCCCGCUGAUGACUCCCCUGACCAAAGGGACAACCCUCAAACUGUAUUGCAGGAGCAACAUUCUGACCCAGAAAUGCAGGUUGCAUCAGGGGCAGAUGACCAGCAAGGGAUUCUGGGAAUGGUAUCCCAGGAUGCACCUCAACAGCAGCCAAACCGAAAUGGCAAAGAGGAAUCCAAGCAGCAGGGCUCAGGAAAGACAACGGGAAGGAAGGGCAAUAGACGGACGAACUCUGCCUUGCAAGCUGUGAAAAAGAAAGGCAGAGAGAACAUCCAACGUGGCCAAGCUGAGGAGGAUGAACUCGCCGUUCAACUAGCAGGGAUGACAGUGUCUGACACAUGGCCAGCUGUGCCAAGUGGGACCGGCCUAGUCUACGAUGAGCGUCUAACCCUACACAAGUGCCCCUUCAAUACUCGUCAUUUUAGAUCCGAGCAUUCUGACCGCAUUUUGCUAUGCCGUAAGAGUCUGCAGGACUACAAGCUCCUGGAAAGAUGCACUGAUGUCCCAGUUCGUUUAGCUUUGGAUGAAGAAAUUCUCACCACACACAGUGUUGACUACUUGGAAAGUUUCAAAACUACGCAGAUGAUGGAGGAGAGCAAACUGAAAUCAUGGGCCGAGCAAUAUGACUCCGUCUUUGCCAACAACCAUACAUACGAGUGUGCCUGUCUCAAUCUGGGUGGCUUGCUAGAUCUGACGGAGAAGGUUGUCAAAGGAGAGCUUAGAAAUGGAAUCACCAUUACUCGACCAUGUGGACACCAUGCGCAAUGGAGCGUAGCCAAUGGAUACUGCUUUUUUAACAAUGUAGCUGUGGCAGCCCACAUGGCCAGACACAAGUGGAACUGUGAGAGGGUUUUGAUUGUGGACUGGGAUGUCCAUCAUGGACAAGGUGUGCAGUACUGCUUUGAAGAGGAUCCAAGUGUGCUUUACUUCUCAAUUCACCGGUUUGAGCACCUUGAGUUCUGGCCCCAUCUGACAGAUUCAAACUGUGACGUAUUUGGGAAAGGAAAAGGCUUGGGUUUCAACGUCAAUGUUCCUUGGAAUAAGGUUGGAAUGGGUGACAGUGAAUACCUGGCAGUUUUUCAGCAAGUGCUACUCCCAAUGGCCUAUGAGUUCAACCCUGAUCUGGUACUCGUCUGCUGUGGUUUUGAUGCUGCAGUUGGUGACCCUAAGGGUGAGAUGCGAAUUACUCCUGUUGGCUAUGCUCAUCUCACCCAUGCCCUAAUGGGACUUGCCAAUGGGAAAGUUGUGCUUGCCCUGGAGGGAGGCUAUAAUUUCAAGGUGAGUGGGGAGUGUGCUGCCAUGUGCACACGGACACUGCUCGGGGAUCCCUGUCCACUACUGCCACCAACCACUGAACCGAAUGAAAGUGCUGUUGAAACCAUACUGGCGGUGAUUAAGAACAUCAAACCUUAUUGGCAGUGUUUUCACUACCAAGUUGCUCCUGAAAAUGUCCAGAGUGAAGUUGUAUCCAGCACCAGUUCAGAUAAGCCUGCUCAAGCAGUAGUAGCUGGCCAAUCAGAUGAAAGAGUUGCUGAACUUGGAGCGGAGCUUGCUGAUUUGACCAUCCAAUCAGCAGAGAAGGCAGCUGAAAAGGCGGUGGAGCCAGAAGAGAUUGACAGUUUGAUUGACAGGCUGAUAUCAGAAGUUGUCCUGACUGUUGCCAAACACAGGACUUGUCUGGUUUAUGACCCAGAGAUGAUGCAACAUAGAACAGUUUUUAACCAUCCGGAGAGACCCGAGAGGAUUGCCCGCAUCUUCUCCAAGCAUGAGAAGAUGGGACUUGUCCGGAGGUGUCUGCGAUUGGAGUCAAGGCGAGCAACAACGGAAGAGCUGCAUUGGUGCCACAGUGCUGAGUACAUAGAAAGACUGCAGGCUAUGAAGGAGAACACCCCACGAGAGCUCUGCAAGAUGCAAGAUGACUUCAAUUCCAUCUAUCUCCAUCAGAGUUCCUUUGACAGUGCCUCGCUUGCUGCGGGCUCUACACUGAACGUGGUAGAUGCAGUGCUGUCCAAUGAGGCUUGCAAUGGUGUAGCCAUAGUCAGACCUCCGGGCCACCAUGCAGAAGUCCACACGGCCAUGGGGUUCUGCUUCUUUAACACCGUGGCGCUAGCAGCGCACUACGCCCGACACAAGUAUGGGCUGAAGAGGGUUCUUAUUCUUGACUGGGAUGUUCACCAUGGCAAUGGUACUCAGCAUGUCUUUGAGUCGGACCCCGGCGUUCUAUACAUAUCCCUGCACCGCUACGAGAAUGGACUUUUCUUCCCUUGUAGUCCUGAUGGAGCCCCAGAUGUGACAGGCCUGGGCGAGGCGAAAGGAUACAAUGUCAAUAUUGCUUGGAACGUGGACUCUAUGGGAGAUGCAGAAUAUCUUGCUGCUUUCACGCAAAUUGUUAUGCCCAUUGCAUAUGAGUUUUGCCCUGAAUUGGUGCUGGUGUCAGCUGGUUUUGAUGCAGCAUAUGGGGAUCCGUUGGGAGGGUACAAGGUAACUCCUGCAGGCUACGCCCAUAUGACCCACAUGCUGAGCAGCCUUGCUAAUGGGAGAAUGGUUGUUGCUCUAGAGGGAGGAUACAACCUCCACUCUAUAGCAGAGUCCAUGGCUAUGUGCACCAGGACACUAUUGGGCGAUCCCUGCCCAUCCAUUCAGCCAGGCCCGCCUUGCCGGAACGCAGUGCAGGCCAUCCUGGCGACCCUGCAUGCACACCAGGAACACUGGAAGAGUCUCAAGUAUCAAGUUGGCCCACCGAGUGCUGUGGAAGACCUACCCACUGAAGUGACAAGCACAGAGUGCAGAGAAGUUCUUUGCUCACAAUCGGGCACAUCAGCAGGCGGAGACAGCGACAACCAUAGAGUGGACGGUGUAUCGAGUCUUUCCACCUCUUACACCGCGGAUGGGGCUGGGGAAAGUUUUUCCAAUAAUGACGCCGCAUCAACCACAGCUGUUACAGAGCCAAAUCCGGGUGAGAAGGGGAUCGGCUCAACAGUUGACGAGCUUGGAGCAGCUGGUGGAAUCGAUCCCACCAACAAAAGUGCUGUCACCUCGUCAACCGGAGAAGGCCUGACUAUUGCAGAUGUCUUUGGGACACAGCAAGAGAUGUAUGCUGUAGUGCCACUUCCCUGGUGCCCUCACCUUGAAGGCCAUGUGUUACCCAUCCCAGCUAUUUCCCCAAUCGAUUCAAGAGAUUCCUGCGGUGAGUGUGGGGACACCAGCGAGAAUUGGGUGUGUCUACAUUGCUAUCAGGUUCUGUGUGGGCGGUAUGUGAACGAGCACAUGUUAUUUCACAGUGUUUCAACAUCCCAUCUCGUGGUGCUCAGCUAUGCCGAUUUGUCGGUGUGGUGUUACGGCUGUGAUUCCUACAUUCACAAUGAAGUCCUUCUGCCAGCAAAGAGGGCCGCCCACAUCAGUAAAUUCGGCUCGGAUGUGCCUGGGAUGUGAGAUCGUGCCUGGUGUGAAGGCCUGUGCAGAUGAUGCCUGCUUCUACUCUGGGACCACAUAUAUACAUGUAUACAUAUUGCAGUUUGUAUAGUCAUUGACGGCAUGUAUUAUAUUCAUGCUGUAAUCACACUGCUGUAAAGGUGUCUGUGAAAUUGCAGAUAUCGAAAUGGCAUGACACUUUCAAUUUAAGUAGCAGCAUUUCAUCAAAUUAAAAAGCAACAUGUAACAUUAGUAAGUAACCACGUACUGAUUUGGAGAAAUUAAUAAACAAAUCAAUUACGUCAGUGUUGGAAAAGAAAAACAGUGAAAACAUAGAUCAUUAUUAGAUGUCAUUAUUUGUGCAAGGUGACAUCCCUGAGGUACAUGUACAUGUAUAUUGAAUGAUGAAGUCAAAUCACAAAAUCGCAAAAUAAUACAAAUGGUUUUAUCCACUUUUAUAAAGCUAUGGCAAACAAAUAACGAAUGUGAUAAAACUGUCUUUGAUGUGCCACAAGUUGGCGCCCUUUUAUGUCGUGAUAUCAGUUACCCUUAUAAAGUGUACAGAAUACAAACUUCAGUAUUUUUAGUCGAUUGGUUCGGUGUAGAAAAUCCUUCUGUUCUGAGUUAUAAUUCCAUGCCACUGAAUUUUCUGGUUACCCCGGAAGACGUGGUCAUGUGACUUUCCGUUGCAGUCUGUAAUCUUGCCCAACAUAUGGCCUCAAAAUUUGAACAUCCUGUUCCAAAAUUAUAAAUGAAAGCAUUUCUUCUUUUUUGAGUUCAUAGUUUAAAUUACUUGUACAUAUAAUUCGGUAUUUGAUGCUGCCGUAGUGACGUUAAGACAGCAACCACGUCUCAACAUCAAGGUUUAUGUUAGUACGAGGUUUCACGGUAAUAUUAAAAGCCUGAACAGUAUGACAUAUAUUGACCGAUGUAUUGAUUUGAUCUGUUUUGAUCUGAUUUGUUUUAGGCUACGCAUUUAAAAUGUACCUGCAGUUUGACCCUUCAUUAUAACUGGAAACAAAGGUCUAACGACAAAACUUCAGUGAGAUCCAAAUAUAUGAACUCCUGUAUCAGUUUUAUGAGAUACAACUAAUAGAAGUCGGUCGUGUUUUCUGAAAUUAUACAGUCGCUUGUAAUCCGGCACCUUAUAACGUAGUCAUGACGUCACAUGUAGGGAUCUCGGUUGAUGGGUGUGUCAGGUUUCAUGUUUUUUUUUUAAGGUAUACUGACUUGGGGGAAAAACACAGAAAAUUAUUGUCUAAAGGAAAAGGGAAAAAAAGAUGAACCACUGCAAACCGUGGUGCCCGAUCACAGGCUGUCGAAUCACAGUAGGGAAGUUUUUGAAAUUCCAGUCAGCUUAUGUCGUUAAGUGUCACACAACUCACAUGUAGAAAUUAAUAACCAAAACAGCCAUCUGAACCCAGUGCACUUUAAAAAGACACAGCCUAUUAAUUGACCAUUUGCACGAAGGCAGAAAUGCCUUGCCUAGAAUACAAAAAACCUAAUAAUGUGGAAAAUAUAUUUUAGUACGUUUCCGUUAGAUUUUUUUUUUCUGUUUCAAAUCUACAGGAGAGGUAAGCAGUGUAUUGUGUUGACUAUUUGUACAUACACAGUGGUGUAUCUACCCGAGGGGAGGGCAGACACCUUGCCUUAAGGGGAAUGAAAGAUUCAACACGUCCCAAUUGGUACCGGUACCGCCACCUUUCUUGUAGGGUGGGCAGUGAGGUUCUUCCACAGACAGAAAAAUAUAACCGCCGUUUUUAGAAAGAAAAAUCCCAUUUUACCUUCCCUGGAGCCACCCCCCCCCCGGAUACACCACUGACUCGAUUCUAAACUUUAGUAUCAGGGAACUGAAUCGAUCGUUGGGUCGUGUAUCCUAUGCAUAAUAACAAUUUGUAAUACAUGUACCGGCAUAAGCGUGACUUUAUAUGGUUCGGAGAUUUUAAUCUUAUUUUCGUGCUUCUGUAAUGAUGAAAAGUCUAUAAUUUUAUUUCAAAUGUUUUCUCAAAUUUAUCAGUUUGUUAAUCUUAACUAUGAUGAGAACACUCCAACCUUCGAAUAGAACCAUGGUAACAAACCUUUUAGUUGUUCACCAUCGUUACACAUUUAUGCACCCUUCAAUGACAAGUGAUGAAGGCCUUCGAAGCUUUCAACAAUCAUUGCCGAAAGCAGUUUAGGCAUGGAGUGUAUUGGUUUUCCUUUUAAAUUCAGCGCAAAAGUAGGCCCUACCAGUGUAUACUUGAAAUGAGUACGGUAAGUACCAAAAACGAUAUGCAUGUAAUAAUUUUUGUCGCUGAAUGGAUGGAAAUCUUUCUGAUAAGUUGAGCCCUUUUGGCACUGAUUUAUAGUUGCUUUUUUUUCAAAAUCUCAGUGAACUGAGUUGAGUCGGACAUAAUACAAAGGUUUGCAUGGCGUGUAGUUUCCCGGGUGCAUGGCUAUUCGGUGGUCAGUGCUUGUGAGUGCAGUCCACAAAUUUCAGCUCCAUUUAAUACAUUGUAAUAUCAACACUAUUCAGGGCUUAAUGACAUGCAAGCCGACUUCACCGGGGUUCUCAGACCAAAAUUAAAUUAUUGUUUUGUCCUUGAA